CACACACACACACACACACAGAGAGAGAGACACACACACACACACGGUGGGAGGAGCAGAUGAAAUCGAAAGUGUUCAGAGAGUCAGUCUCACCUGAGCAGAACAGGUGGAAACCAGGAAACUACCGAAGUGUUGGAGCUUCACCUCUCAGACCAGAGAAGAUGAGUGAUCUGCAGGAAGACGAGGACAGAGCAGAGUCUCCAGUGUCCAGCUGUGUGUCAAUGAAGAGUGACCGGUCCAGACGUCGUCCUCCAGACUUCAGUCGUGAACCUGGACCCUCACACUCAGAACAAAGAUCAGAGUCUCCAGUGUCCAGCUGUGUGUCCAUGAAGAGUGACCGGUCCAGACGUCGUCCUCCAGACUUCAGUCGUGAACCUGGACCCUCACACUCAGAAGAGAAGAGGAGUCAUGUCUCUGAGGAGAAGCUGCCGUCCUGCUGUGCUUCUUGUCAGGACGUCCUGAAGGAUCCAGUCUCCACCAGCUGUGGACACUGGCUCUGCAGACGCUGCAUCACCUCAUACUGGGACCAGUCGGGUUCACCAGGAGAGUCCUCCUGUCCCCAGUGUGGACAAAGAUCCAGAACAGGACCUGGAGCUCAGACAGCAGGUUGAGUUACUGCAGGUUGUCAGAGAUCAGCUGUUCUUCUCUGGCCUCAGCUCUGAAGUCCA
Molecule: messenger RNA, 668 nt
Organism: Scophthalmus maximus (turbot)
Lineage: Eukaryota; Metazoa; Chordata; Actinopteri; Pleuronectiformes; Scophthalmidae
Product: nuclear factor 7, brain-like
Exons: 5
Coding region: 60-611 (183 amino acids)
Source: RefSeq, a predicted model, not a curated record